AUGAAGGAGAUGGUAAAGCGUCUGCGUCUUCAACCCAUUUAUCCACAAGUUGCUGAUGACAGUCAGCAGCCAACUCAUUUGUUUGGUGUUGGUAAUAAAGAUGAGUCCAAGUUAGUUAGUGGCACGACACGCGUAACUUUCCCUGCCUUAGCACAUGACCAGGAGAUGCCUAGUGGAACUCUCAACAGCAUGCUGGCGAUAACGAGUCGUGAGAGGUGGUCGUUUGGUGGUCAUGGAGACCCAUUUUGUUCCAGUAUCAGUAUACCGAAUGAAGGUCUCUUCAUGGACAGAGACAUGGAAGUACCACUCUUGGAAGUUGGUCUCGGCUCGACGUCCCGCCGCUCUGAAACCGACGAUACGGAGGGACAGGAUGCGAAGGUGAUGCAGAAUGUGCUUCUAAGCGCAUUCCCUGAAUCGUUGAAGCAUAUCACAACCGAUGAAGCAUCUGUGGAGGCACUCACUUCUGAGAACGCGGAGAGUGCAACUGACAGUGGAUAUCAUCGACAAUUUACGGAAUUUGCUCUCCGUGAGGUCUAUUUUUUAUUGAUGUCUGCGGCUUCCGCCAACGAGGUGCGGCUGCGAUACUUACUGCGACAGAAUACGAUGGAUAUGGACGAACUGAACUCAAAAUCAAUUCAGGCGGCUAUAAUGGAGGAAAGUACACGGAGUCUCUCUGAGUGGAGUGAUGCAUGGUAUCAGACUCCGCAUCCUAAAAGUGAGGUGCUGACGGCAGUCACUGUUCGUCCACCGCAGUUUGUAGCAGGAAUGUUGUGGAAUGGUAGCGAUUCUUUCUUGCUUGGUGGCACAGCCUAUUUACAGGAGGGCCGGAUUUUGCAAAUCCGGUUGCAGUGUGGCAACAGAUCCACUGAAAGUGCCAGCACAUCGCCAACUAAUGGAGGGAGUUUUGUGACUUCCGAUAACGCUUGUAGAGGAGGUGAUGGGUGCAGUGGACAAAAGUGUCAGGUCCGUCUUCUACUUCGGGAGUUUAUCUCUGUCUCCAAGGUUGGAAUGGGAUCCAUGGUGCAAACCUUUUCACUCAUUCCUGAGUAUGUGCCUGCGAAGGUUACACGAAAUCAGACUUUGCCAUAUGAUCUUAUUCAAGCAGUUUUAGAUAUGUGCUCACCUGGGGCGGUGUCACGUGCCUUUUCACUUCAAAUGCUGCUGCCAAGAAACUUGCGGAGUGGAAACAAGUUAUCCGCUUUUGACGAGACGACGGAAUCCUUUGGUGUUGGCGGUCCUACGAUGGUGGGGUGCUCAUUUGGCGAUAGGGAAUCAGAUAGUAAUGAAAUUGAUGGGGGUUGCACCCUUUCGCUUACUCGGUCUUCGUCAUCCAUAGCACAUACAAGGUGUUCUAUUUCUGCGAAGAGGUUUAGUCGUCAACCGUUAGGAAAUGAGGCGUACCUGGUGUACACGAACCCUAAGCUCUAUGCGGUGGUCAUGAAAUAUUCUCCAGCCGUCCUCACAUCUCAUACAAAUGCUAUUCGUGAAUACCUUAAAUACAGCCAACGCUUGCGUUUUCAACGGCAGAUACAGCGAUUGCUUGCUGCUGUUUACACUAUACAACGCUUUUUUCGUCAUUGUAUUGCGAAGAAGGGACGUGCAGUGAAUCGCAUGCUGAAGCGCUGGGGCCAGCUUGAGCUGGAUAGCAGAGAACAGUUGAAGAAGUACACACUUUCUCCUGCCACAGUCGAUCGUAUUGGUUUUAUUGUUGGCUCGGUGCUGUGGCAACACAUUGUAACAACGAAGGAGUACAAGAUGGCCAUCUUGGAGGAACAAUUUUCCUUGCGACGAGCGGCGUAUCGAAAGUGGUGUGCGCAGCGCCUGGAGGAGGACCGAGCAAAGUGCACAAGUGCUCGAAGUGCUGAUAUAUCAGUAAGCCUUGUGUCGGACGCGGGGUGGACUGAGAAGGUAAGCAGUACCACUUGUUCCGAGACGGGGAUAACGUCCACGGUGCAUGGAGGAGAUAUGAUCGAUGUAACCUUGGGGAGGUCGCACCAUCGAUGGAUUUCAAAAUGGGAGUAUGUGCUGCACGCGCGCUUUGGGUGGUACAUUGAUCCCGAGGAGCUGCUGCAGGAGAGUCAUCGCCGUUUGUUGAUUUCUCUGCGGAGCUCUAUCUUGCAAAUGGCAGAUGUACAGGAGGAAAUGAAGAAAAAGGCGAACAUAUCUUUAGCUCUUCUUUGA
Messenger RNA from Trypanosoma rangeli, 2181 nucleotides. RefSeq lists its product as uncharacterized. The transcript has a single exon. The record is from RefSeq and is a predicted model, not a curated record. NCBI's taxonomy places the organism in Eukaryota, Euglenozoa, Kinetoplastea, Trypanosomatida, Trypanosomatidae. Bases 1 to 2181 code for a protein of 726 amino acids.